ACCUACUUAUGGGGACUUUAUAUUCGGUGAUGGCGGAGCGGUAUAGUGAGCGAAAGACGCUCAGACACAAGCAUUUCAAACAACAUUACAAAAAACCAGAAGAUUGGGACACAGUUCUCAAAUUCCCCCCUGACUACUUGAAUACCGAGACUUGGAAACCGGUUUGCGAAUUGUUCGUUAGCGAGGCAUUUUUGAAUCGUUCAACUAAAAAUAAAUCGAAUCGGCAACUAAUGAAAUAUCCAACAACGCAAGGCACAAAAUCGUUGGCGUCCAUACGCCACGGAAUGGGGGGUACUCCUGGAGAGCAUGUAGUUGACGCAUGGAAGGAGAUCCAUGUGAAAAAACCGUCUGGAACUUUCGUUAAUGAAUUAGCUGCAAAAGAUUAUGUAAGUGAUUAAAAUGAUUUAUUAUUAAAAUUUAUAUUUUAUAUUAAUUACAUAUUCUAAU
Cannabis sativa is the source of this 447-nucleotide messenger RNA. RefSeq lists its product as uncharacterized. The coding region runs from base 9 to 398 and encodes 129 amino acids. The transcript is spliced from 2 exons. NCBI's taxonomy places the organism in Eukaryota, Viridiplantae, Streptophyta, Magnoliopsida, Rosales, Cannabaceae. The record is from RefSeq and is a predicted model, not a curated record.